UGUUGGACUGGUAAUUUUUUCUUCGGACUGGUUGAAAUUAUACCCCAUCAGUCUGACUGGACUGGUGACAUAAAAAGUUAGCUUCAAGCCCUGUUAUGCAGUUUUUCCUUAUGCGAACAGAAUAUUGGCCACAAUGGAGGGAGUUGAAUACUACAGAGCGAAGCACAAGUACGUACCCAACGAAAUAGACGAUGCGGAGGUCGCCGACCAGAUCCCAGACAUCCCGCUGGACAAGGACGAUGUCUUAGAGGUCAAACUCCCGAUUAAUGACGACAUUCAGAAUCCAAAAGGCUGGCUGAUUGGCUACAACCAGAACCAGAAGAUGUGUGGAUAUUUCCCAGGACCUUAUGUUGAACACAUCACCCCCCAGAUGAUUCAACAGGCCCCACAAAUUGAUUUACCCAAGAUUCCCCAUCGCCUGGUGAACAUCUACGUCGUUCAGCCGAUCCUGUGUCAUUUCUGCGAGGAUUAUAUGUGGGGAUGUGGACAGAUCGGCAAAAAGUGUGAAGGAUGUGGAAAAUGUUGUCACAAUAAUUGUUGGAGUGCACCUGAGAACACCCACUGUCAGAGGGAGAGAGUGACCAACCUACCCAUUACCUUCGACAAAGAGCAGCCGAUUGAGAAGUGGAGCAACCGUAAUGUUGUGGAUCUUCUAGCAUGUCUAAACCUCUACAGAUAUGCCCAGCUCUUCAAGGACAAGAAGAUAAACGGAGCACAGCUCAAAGCAAUGAGCAAGGAGGACUUGCAGGAUAUUGGCAUUAAAGAUCCGUUUCACCAGUCAGCUCUCCUAGUGUGUUUCGAUGAACUUUGUGGACGGGAUUCUGAUGAGCAACCUUAUGCCACCAGCCUGCCACCACCACCUGGGACUCAGUGUCUUGACAUGGAAGCCUCUGGAUGCGGCGGUGCAGGGGCCUCUGAACAGCAUCGCUUCUCCGAGUACAGCUUUUCCUCCAUGCAGCGAUGCCAUCUUUGUGACAAGUUUCUGUAUGGCCUGAUGAGGCAGGGCCUCCAGUGUAGAGAAUGUGGAAUGUGCUGUCACCGGUACUGCUCGGCCACUCAUCAAACUGAGUGCAAUGUGCCAAAACUUGAGAGAUUAAGGCGACCAAGUUUCUCUCAGAAUUCCAGUUUUGGGGCAGAGUUGACAGAAGAAGUACCGAAGUCUCAGUAUGGAGCACCGUGGGUCGUCGUCAAAUGCACAGAAGAAGUGGAGAAAUGGUGCCGCAACCACCAGGCAGAAUCUCUAAGUGUGUACAGAAUGUUUGCCAAAACAGAAGAAAUAAAUGCCAUCAAACUGGAAUUCAAUAUGGUAGAUGACCCUUCCCAGAUGAGCCUUGGUUCCCACAAUGUCCACUGUGUGGCAGGGGUGCUGAAAAAAUAUCUGAGGGAGCUCCCUAAUCCUGUGAUCCCCGUGGAAAUGUACCCCCAUUUCAUCUUAGCAGCCAAGAACCCCAGCUCUCGGACACUCUCUGACCUGAUUGAUGGGCUACCCAGGGACCACAAGUCCACUCUCGAGUACCUAAUGGCCCACUUUUUGAGACUGUGGCAGAUCCAACAUGAGUCAGGGGUGGCAGACGGACUAGACAAACUCUCCCAUGUCUUCUGCCACAUUCUGCUGAGGCCACCGUGGGAAAGAAUUAUAGAAAUCGUGGAAAAUACCAAACUCCACAUAGAAAUCUUUGAAGAGUUGCUCAAGAACGGCUCCUGGGGUGAAGUUGCACCCCCCACACCUCCACCCCCACAGCCAAGGCCCAAGUCCCCCUUACAGGAUUCACCAAUGUCUGCCCAGGAGAAACUCAAGGAAGCGGAGUGGUACUGGGGAAAAAUUUCCAGGGAAGAAGUGAAUGAACUUUUGUGUGAUAAAUCGGAUGGGCAUUUUUUAGUUCGGGAGGCCACAACCCCCGGGGAUUAUACCUUAACCCUCAGAAAGGGGGGCACCAACAAACUCAUCAAAAUCUACCACAAGGAUGGAAAAUAUGGCUUUGUGGAGCCCUUGACAUUUGAUUCUGUGGUGGAAUUAGUGCAGUUUUACAAAAAUACCUCACUAGCAAUUUAUAACAAGACUCUGGAUACCAAGCUGUUACACCCUGUAUCCAAUAGGAAUCAGCAGGAUGGACCCUCACUGGUGGACAAAACUGAACAAAUGGAAAAACUAAAGCAAGUCCACCAUGAACAUCAGACCAAGAUGGAGGAGUACGAUCGUCUGUACGAGACUCACUCAAAACUGAACCAGGAACUCCAGCUUAAACACCAGGCACUGGAUGCCUUCAAGGAGACUGUUAUCGUGUUCAAAGAACAGAUGGAGCUACAUAGGCGCCACCAUGGCGAGGUUCCCAUGCACGAACUCCAAAAGUUAUCAGAGAAUUAUGAAUUACUAAAAAGUCGGUGGUUAAGCAUACAGGAAAGCAAGCAAGCUCUAGAGAUCGACAUCAACAAGAAAACUGUGCUAAAUCGAUCUCUGAUCAGUGACAUGAACAGCCUUCGACCCGAAAUCAAGAGACUGCACAAACAACGAGAGCAAAUCCGUAAACUUCUGCAAGAUAAUGGUAUGUCCAUGGAGCACCUUGACGAUAUCCUGGAGAACCAGCCAUCGCAGGGAAAGGAAGUGGGACUGAACAGCAAAACUAUGAAUCUUUGGUACGUGGAAGUCAAUAGACAAGAUGCAGAAAACCUGCUGCGAAACCAGCGAGAUGGAACUUUCCUGAUCCGACCACGAGCUGGUGACCCGACCAGCAAGCAUGCCCUGUCUAUUGUUUGCAAUGGUAGUGUGGGCCACUGCAAGAUAUACCAGAACAACAAUGGGUGUUAUGGCUUUACGGAGGGAAAUCUGGACAAGUCAUCACUGAUUGAACUUGUGGACCACUACAGUCGUGAAUCCCUAAAGGAGCACAAUCCCAGUCUGGAUAUUCGACUGAUUUAUCCAGUGUUCGAGGGCCACGAUGAUAACACGGGAGUCUACCUCCACAUGCAGCAAGACUGAGAAAGGAACCACUGACUGCAUAAUCCACAGAAAUCCUGCAGUACAGGCAGGUGCUACCCAAUGUGUAAUGUCUUUCAUUAUUGGUUGACCUACCGAGGGUCACCAUGACGACAAGAGACGUCUGCAGUAAUUUGUGCUCAGUGAAGCGUGACAUAAUGAUGUUAUGGCAGAUCGUGCAAUGCCGCAGUGAUUAAAAUUUUCAUCGUAGAAGCUCCUGCGUUCAAAAUGUGAUAUAAUCCAAGGAAAAAAACACAAACAAGAUACCAAGGAUCUGUGUAUAACUAGUGCAUGGAUUUGUGUAUAACUAGUGCAUGGAUCCUUGAAAACACUAAACAGUGCUAGUCAUACAUGUUCAAAUGGCUGACAGAUUAUAGUGAGAGAGGUUUGAGUGGCAGAGUAUUGGAGCAUUCUAGUAUUCACAUUCAAAAUUUUGUCUUGUCCCAGCAUUGAACAAUAAUGGGAGUAUACAUCAUCAUCCAUGGACCAUUUGUAUCAAGUGAAGUGACUGUCCGAUUGGAUUAACUUGACCUUUAUGUCCUCUGAACUCCAAGACUGUGACGUGUCAUCACCAUAGAAAUAAAAGUUAAAGUUGCUUCAGAGGAUUCAUUCUCUGCAGAAUAUUCUAUAAACUUCAUAGGGCGAAGUGUCAAAUUCUAGAUGCAGUAUAUUUUAAUGAGAUUUUAUUCUUUUAAUAAGUGCUACUAUAAACUGACUUUGUUAGAUGGUCCACGGACUCAGCUGUUUAUUUCUUAACAGUAUCGCCAUUGAUCUUCGUUGUAUGUUUUCUUAUUGGCGCCACCUGGUGUCUGUCUUACAGAACCACCUGUGGUGACAAAUAAAAUUAUGUGCAUAUAAA
Molecule: messenger RNA, 3833 nt
Organism: Ostrea edulis (European flat oyster)
Lineage: Eukaryota; Metazoa; Mollusca; Bivalvia; Ostreida; Ostreidae
Product: phosphatidylinositol 3-kinase regulatory subunit alpha-like
Exons: 18
Coding region: 134-2977 (947 amino acids)
Biological process (GO): signal transduction; regulation of GTPase activity
Molecular function (GO): protein binding; GTPase activator activity
Source: RefSeq, a predicted model, not a curated record